Messenger RNA from Amborella trichopoda, 1611 nucleotides. NCBI's taxonomy places the organism in Eukaryota, Viridiplantae, Streptophyta, Magnoliopsida, Amborellales, Amborellaceae. The record is from RefSeq and is a predicted model, not a curated record.
AGAGAGAGAGAGAGGGAGGGAGAGAGAGAGUUUCCUGAUAUGCACGCCGCACGUUGGUGCUAACUUGAUUUCAGUUCAGAUAGAUGCUCAUUCCUUGUUUAUUAUCUCUAUUCUUGUUCCUCUGCUGCCAAUGUUCGCUAACCAUAUUUUACGUGUUUCUUGUGCACAGGAACAAAAGCAAGAUCAUAGAUGCUGGAGCAUUAGAGCUCCUGAUUGAUUUCCUGAAAUCUCAGUCACCAAACCUGAGAGAAUAUGCAACAGCUGCUCUUCUAACCCUCUCAGCCUCCCCCGAUAAGAAGACCAUUGUGAGUGCCUCCGGUGCCAUACCUCUCCUUGUUGAGAUGCUUAGGAAAGGGUGUAGGCAAGCCAAGGUUGAUGCACUUCUAGCUCUCUACAACCUCUCGACUUGCCCGGAAAACUUAACCACUAUACUCUCUUCUCAAGCCAUGGAACCCCUCAUAAACCUUCUUAAAAUCUGCAAAAAGACAUCGAGAACUGCUGAAAAAUGUAGCGCUCUUGUCGAAUCCUUGAUGGGUUUCGAAGAGGGAAGGAGAACAAUAACAGAAUUGGAAGGUGGGGUUCUCACUUUAGUUGAGGUUCUCGAAGAUGGUUCGAUUCAGGCUAGAGAGCAUGCUUUGGGGGCUUUGUUAACAAUGUGUGAGAGUGACAGGUGUAAAUACAGGGAACUGAUUCUAAAAGAAGGGGCAAUUCCUGGGCUUCUCGAGCUCACUGUACAGGGUUCACCCAAGUCACAGGCCAAGGCCCAUAGGCUUCUAAACUUGUUGAGGGAUGCUCCAAGUGAAAGGGUAGAGAGAGAAGGGGCAAAUGAUUUGGAGAACAUAGUCAGCAACAUUGUGUCUCAGAUGGAUAUGGAGGAGAGGUGUGACAAAGCGAGGAAGAUCUUAGCUGAGAUGGUUCAGUUGAGCAUGGAACAGAGUUUGAGGCAUAUGCAACAGAGGGCGUUGGUUUGUACACCGAAGGAGUUGCCUCGAUUCUCUGAAGUUCAUUUGAAAUGAAUAGGUUGCGUUCUAUUUUUCUUCAUUGGUUUCAAUUCUGGGAGACUGAUAAUAUCAUUCGAGAUAAGUACUUGAAAGCUCCAGUUCUUGUGAACCUACCACAGGAUCAGAAAGUUAGAAGAGAACACUCUCAGAGAAAGAGAGUUGCAGUUUCCUCAAGUUAGAGAAUUCCAGUUCGAAGACUUUGGAUAUAGUUUUAUCUUUUCGUCUUCUGGCUCUACCCUGAAACCAUUGGUGAUUUGGUGUAACCUCUUGUCCCUCUUCCUUUGUACUGUUUUCACCUUGUAUGUGUAUGUGUAUUAGUAGUAAAUUCCUUAUUUGCCAGUCCAGGCCAAGUUGGUAUCAGGUGACUGGUUAGGGUUUAGGUGUUUCUUCUUGGUUUAUUUCUUCUUCUUUUGUCACUGUAAUUGUUGUAAGAAAUGUGUUGGUGUAUUCAAUGUCUCACUGAUUCCACCUUGUUGGAUGUAUCACUCAGUAAUCCUGUAAAGAGUGAACAAUUUAAUACAAAAGGCAGAUCAAGAGAGAUCCAGAAUCUUGUGGUUUUCUAUACCUGUAUCAAGCAACCUUCAGUAGAAAACAGGCAUGUUUAUGUGCA